Molecule: messenger RNA, 1490 nt
Organism: Protomyces lactucae-debilis
Lineage: Eukaryota; Fungi; Ascomycota; Taphrinomycetes; Taphrinales; Protomycetaceae
Product: aquaporin-like protein
Exons: 2
Coding region: 264-1427 (387 amino acids)
Biological process (GO): glycerol transmembrane transport; water transport
Cellular component (GO): plasma membrane
Molecular function (GO): water channel activity; glycerol channel activity
Source: RefSeq, a predicted model, not a curated record
GAGCGAUCUCCAGGACCAUUACCGCUUCUGCCAGGCUCUGGGUCAACUAUGGCACGGCGGAUAGUCCGGGGAACAGCCUUUACUCGGCCUUUCGUGCCACCCCCAAUGCAAGGCAUGACGCAUAGAACUGGGUUGAAUUGCACAAAGAUGGGGAAGCUUGGCACCUCCAUUAGACGUGUUGGAAAAGCUUAAAAGCUUCUUUCACCCCAUUAUCCGGGGGCGACAGGAUCUAGAGCUUGCCGGCAGUCAAUUUCUACUUCAACAUGGCUGAAACUGAAGACUUGCGAAGACGGUACACUGGCGAGAUGGAGCUCGGUGUCACUGAGGCCGCACAGCAGCACAUUACACGACGCGUCGUCAGACCUCCACCAGCGAGUGCCGCUAGACUGGCCUUUGAACGUCGUCGACCCAAAUUCCUUCGUGAAAUGGCGGCCGAAGCUACGGGCGUCUUUUUCUAUGUCUUGCCUGGAGUUGCAGCAACAGCCUCGCAAACCUUUGCCAUCAUCAAUGCGGCCGAGUCUGCAGCUGCACCACCUGCUGCCGUGCUAGGCAGUCUCCUCAAUGUCGCAGUCGCAUUUGGCUUUGGUAUUGCAUUCGCCAUCAUCACAUCUGCCUCAACCUCCGGUGGCCACUUCAACCCAGCCAUUACUGUUGCUUUUGUCUUGUUUCAGGGGUUCCCCAUCAAAAAGGCCAUGCGUUACAUCGUCGCUCAAAUCUUUGGUGCUUUCUUGGCUGGUCUUUUGAUCUACGGUAUCUGGCAUCAACAAUUUGCAGCUGCACUCGCUGGUGGUGUUGAGAAGAGUACACUCAUUGGCAUCUUGUGCGCGUACCCGCUGCCGGACCAGACUAUCGGCUACCUCUUCCUUGUGGAAUUCUUUGUGGAUGCCUUCUUGGGCAUGGUCAUUUGGAGUGUCCUCGACCCUGCCAACCCAUUCAUCGCUCCAGCAUCCGCCCCUUGGGCAAUCGGGCUCGCUUAUACAGCAAUGGUCAUUGGCUUUGCAAGUAUCACCAUCAGCACCAAUUUAGCCAGAGACUUAGGAACACGCAUGGUAGCAGCGGCCUUCCUCUCAACCGAUGCUUUCACCUACAAGUCUUAUUCUUGGAUCGGUAUCCUUGUCAAUGUCCCUGCUACGCUAUUUUCUGUGGCUUACUACGAAUUUGUCAUGAAGGAUACGAUGACUCACAUUGCAGAGGGCCACCUUUCGCACCCAGACGAACACGAAGCUAAGCACUACAACGAGACUCCAGGCGAUGUGUCCCCGAAUCCGACCAUUCACAGACAUCGAAGUGGCGAACGACACAUGAGUGAAACAGAGGAAGAGAUCGGCGCAUUCGGCGGUACUCGACUUGGUCGUUUCUUGAGUAAUCGUCACCAUUCUGGAGGCUCAGGCAAGCUGGAACAACCGGAAUUCCGUGAGCAUGUUUAGUUGUUCAUAUGUUCUUGUACAUUUGUAGAAACGAAUCAACUUCCUGACUCACAUGAGAGAGGU